AUGAAGGUUGAGAUCGUUAGACCUUUUGCAUUCUUGGAUAUCUCCAUAGGUGGUAAACCUAAAGGUAGAAUAGUGGUGGAAUUGUUUGAUGAUUUGGCUCCCAAUGCUACUACCAAUUUCUUCAAUCUUGUUGAUAAAUCUAAAACACCAAAUUUUGUAGGAAACUAUUUCCAUAGAGUAGUGAAAAAUUUCGUUAUACAAGCUGGGGAUGUUGUGAAUUGUAUUCCUGACAAAGAUUACGGAACUGACGUUGGGAAAGGUAACAUUUCAACUAUAAAUGAAGGAGAACCAUUUGGAAUUGAAAAUGGUGAAGAAAUAGAUGGUCCUUUCAAAUUAUGUACUGCCAAUAAUGAUCCUAAUGCAAAUGGGUCACAAUUUUUCAUCACCACAUAUCCUAGUAAGCACCUUACUGGGAAGCAUAGUGUUUUCGGUGCCGUAAAGCAUGGAAAAUCAGUGGUAAGGGAGAUAGAGAGAGUCAGUACCAAUGAUGAUAAUGUGCCUAAACCCAAUGAAAAAGUAGUAAUUGAAGAUUGUGGAGUUUGGGAUGAAUCCAUGGAUAUUCCUAUUUAUAAUGCUUGUUAUGACCCUAUAGGGGGAGAUAUCUAUGAAGAAUACCCUGACGAUGAUGAAAAUAUCGAUAAAGAACUGUCUGAAUCAGUUUAUAAUGCUUCCGUAAUAAUGAAAGAUAGUGGAAGUCAAUUACUCAAACUAGGAAGACUUCAAGAUGCUUUAUUCAAAUACACAAAAUGUCUUAGAUACGUCAUGGAGUAUAUUCCUGAUGAUGAACAAGAACCUCAAUGGUACGUGAAGUAUUAUGAUUUAAAGAAGAAGUUAUAUUUGAAUAUGUCUCUAGUCAAUCUUCAAUUGAAAGAUUAUAAAAGAGCCAUUGAUUUCAGUGAUUAUUUACUUGACAUGAAUAACUUAAAUAAUCAAGACAAAGGUAAAGGUUAUUAUAGAAGAGGGAUGGCAGAAUUAUCUUUAAACAAAUAUGAAUUGGCAGUAAAAGACUUCACAGAAGCUGUAAAGUAUGUUCCUAAUGAUAAGAAUAUUCAACUUCAAUUGGAAAAAUCCGAAAAGUUGAGAGAUCAAAAGAAAAUGGAUGAAAAGGCCAAAUAUGCCAAAUUCUUUAAAUAA
Yamadazyma jaroonii is the source of this 1134-nucleotide messenger RNA. The record is from the annotation of a GenBank genome assembly. NCBI's taxonomy places the organism in Eukaryota, Fungi, Ascomycota, Pichiomycetes, Serinales, Debaryomycetaceae.